GGGUGAUUGUGCUGGUACAGUAACCACCGUACACAGUGGGAGCCGAGCGCAGGAUGCCAGCCGGGCCAGGGGCCACUCACACUGCAUGAGGGUCACAGCGGGGGCCAUGAACCUGGGGGACGGUCUGAAGCUUGAAACUCAUAUUUCUGGGGGAAAAACAAGGCUCAUUUUGGCCACAUAUGAUGUUGAAGGAAAGAGCUCUAAACAGACGGUUUACAAACCCAGGGCACAAAAAGCUGCGGUGAGAACUAAACCAGCCGGGCAGGUCCUCAAAUCUGUUCAGAGUAACAAUGUGAAGACAGAGGAACCAAGCCGGAAAGGCAGACCCGAGACGGGACGCGCGCCCCCUGCUAAGCCUUCCGCCAACUUGUUAAAGGAACUAGAGAACGAGCGUCCGUCCGCCGGAGUCCAGCAGAAUGGCAAACAAGAAGCCGAGAAAUCUAAAGCCGCCCCUAAAAAGCCCCCAGCGCUUACAUCGAAGCAGAAACCUCAACAGAAGAAAACCAUUUCCGCCGAGGAGCUGAGAGAGAGCCUGGUCUGUCUCACCCAAGAGCAGUUCCAGCAGAUUUUGCAGACCAUAAACAAGGGAAAGAAAGCCGUCUCCCAGGAUCCUGCCGGUGACAGAGACCCUGAUGGUGAAGAGACAGAGCAGGAGAGCGCUGAAGGACUCCUGAGGACCGACGAGCAUUCAGCGUUAUCCGGCAGCCAGGAUCAGCCUCCUGAGCAGACCGCAGACAUCGUGCAGAAUGUCAGACCGCAGGAUGAUCUGUUCAGCAGACUGGGGGAGCGGGAGAGAGACAAGAGUCUACAGGAGGCAAAGAAAGCCCAGUGGAGGAGGGAACUUGAUGAACAAGUUGCUUUAAAGAAACAAAUGAAGGAAUCUACUUCGGAGCGGCUAAGAUUCAGGCACCGUGAAAAUUCAACAUCGGAGAAGCAGCAGUUACCAGACCAGCCUAAAGAUCUCCAUGCCAAUGACUAUGGCUCCCCGUCACAAGAUGAGACGUUGCCCAAAACAUCCACCACUGACUCCUCGCCCAGCGACUGGAGAGCUCCCAGUCCCAGAGCUUCCAGCUUUAGUUCCCCCGACCUUCCAGCCGCCAUACGGAGCUCUUUUGUUCUAGGGGAAGCGGCUCCGUUGGAUCACCCGUUCAGUGCAGUCAAACGGAAUCAGCAAAAGAAAUGGCUCGAGGAACUAAACAAGCAAAGAGAGGAAGCUCUUCAGCGCAAAAUGCAAGAGAAGCAAAGGUUCAUGGAGACUGAAGAACCAGAUCGAUGGGCCAUGCAUUUCGAUUCCUUCAAGAAGCAAAGUGACCAUCCGACCCGCGUAGACCAUCAUCCAGAGAUCUCGCCAAACGCCCACCUUUUACUGUCUCCAGAAGUGACCGUCCCCGUGCCGCUGGAGAUAACGCCAUCCCCUGCUCUCAGCUGUCAGUACCGGGGAGAAUCAGAAAUGCGGAAAUCGACAGACGAAGGUCACGGUCAGGAUCAUAAAACUGGCUUUCUACGUACCAUGACCUCUCUCCUGGAUCCUGUGCAGAUAGAGGAAAGAGACCGAAAAAGGCUAAAGCAGAUCGAACACCAGAAAGCCAUCGCAGCUCAAGUGGAAGAAAAACGGAAGCUAAAACAGUUAGAAGAAGAGAAGAGGCGUCAAGAAGAACAAGAGGAAGAGCAGAGGCUAGAACGAGAGAGGGAGAAAAUGAGAAAACAGUUUGAAGACGACUCUCUUCGACAGAAGCAGAAAGAAGAAGUUUUGAAAAUGAAGACAACUGAACUGUACCAGAGUAUGCUGCGGGCUCAAGAAGAGGCGCAGCGACUUAAACAAGAGCAUAGGAUGCGGGAUUUGCUUCAGAGAGGACACAACGUCUCCAAAUUGCAGAGGACCCUUCCUGGAGAUGUUGAAACUGAUCUCAGUAGGGCCAAUAGCCAGAUGGCCACUAAGCCACCAGAAGACCACAAAAGUGGAACAACUACAGACAUGAAGCAGAGUUUGACAAUAGUUUCUCCACGGAAAGACACCGGGGUACAAACAGAUUUCAUUGAUUCUGGAAUAAUCCCAAAUUCAUCAACUCGUGGAAAAGAAACUGAGUGGAGGAACACGCAAAGUUCAUCUCCCGACAUUCCUGUCGAAUUUAAAAAACAGCCAAAGACAGAAAUUCAAAUGAAAAAUCAUAAAUCUUUGAAAGAAAAGAGCGAUUCUCAGAAGGAAAACAAACAUACAGUUUCUAAUACCUAUGACCAGUUUGCAAGAACCGCUAAGGAAACGAAGGAAAAUUUUAGGAAACCGGACUGGAAUAAAAAAAAUCCUAACAAAAAAUAUGUACCAGCUUCCGAAAGGUACCCGAGAGGACUUCAGAAGCAGAGGGAGGAGAGCAAGAGCCGGAGGCAAAUGGAGCUUCUUCAGCUGGUAGAGAAAAACACAGCGAAUACCCCACAGCUGAAGAAAGGGAGCUUUCCAGAAAAAUCACCAACACCCCAUGAAGCUUCAAAGGUUCCUCCACCCGUUCAAGAGAAGAAAGGACGCCAGUUGUGGAAGAAGGAAGAACAAUAUCCGAAACCUGAGCCAACCUUUAAAAGAUCAGACUCUCCGCCAGUCCCUGCCGUGAGAAACCGAUUACAGCAGAAUCAGUGGAGACCGGCUGCUAACUUGGCCAAACACGUUUACAAUGGAAACGCCGUCCACGGAGGCUCCAACCCCACUCCGCAGCACGAGGUCUCCCCGGAAAGCAGCGAACAGGAAUCUGAGCGACCCCCUUCGUCCCACUUCAUCCCGUACGUGCGAACUAAAGAAAUCUACUAUCUGGAUCCGGAUGCCCCAAUGUCAAGACCUUCAACACAGGACCCGCAGUACAGACGGCCCGGCGACAAUCAGGACACGCGGCAGAUAUUCAGCUCGGACCAUGCGCGGGAUCCUCUACUGAAUCCGAGCGUUUUGAAAAACAAGGACAGACAGCAGGCGAUUCUGAAGGGAUUAUCCGAGUUAAGAAAGGGCUUGCUGCAGAAACAGAAAGAACUGGAGACGGGUUUAAUGCCGGAUGUUUAAAGGAAUUAAAAAUGAAUCUUGUUUGACAAAUUGCUGUGUUUUAUAUGUUGUGUUUGUUUGUGACUUAAUACUACGUCAGCGUUAAGUCCAUUGUGAAUUUCAUGUGGUUGAUGCUGUGAAAGAUGUAUUUAUUGGGUGUCUUAUAGCAUUGUGUAUAUUUUAUAGAAUUUAAAUGUUGCUUUUUGAUGAAUAAAUAUUUUUUAAAUA
Spea bombifrons (plains spadefoot toad) is the source of this 3247-nucleotide messenger RNA. RefSeq names its product coiled-coil domain containing 66 (gene CCDC66). Gene Ontology annotation, cellular component: cilium; microtubule. The transcript has 19 exons. NCBI's taxonomy places the organism in Eukaryota, Metazoa, Chordata, Amphibia, Anura, Pelobatidae. Gene Ontology annotation, biological process: cilium assembly. The coding region runs from base 86 to 3040 and encodes 984 amino acids. The record is from RefSeq and is a predicted model, not a curated record. Gene Ontology annotation, molecular function: microtubule binding.